UUCUUUAGAUCUCUUCUCUUCUGCGGAUUCUUUUAUUCUCUGCUUUCUUGGCACUGCUAAAGACAAAGAAUUCAUCGCUGGUCUUCAUUUUCCUUCACUCUGAAAUUACAAUCUAAUUUAGUGGUCAUCUUUUAAGUUGAAACCAGGCAUCUUGUACCUCUCAUUAGCUCUAACCUAUGUUUGGUUUGCUCUGGGUUUGCUUUUCUGAUUUUUUUCUUUGGAGAAAGGAAAGUGAGAACUAGGGGCAUUGGCUAAACAAGUCUGUCCACUUGGUGGAGAGGUUUCCAGAUAAGAAGGAUCUGAAGGACUUCCCAUGGGCGUGAGGGAAAUCGCACACGCCAUCCGGGGAAGAGGACCAGGAAAUCACUUUUUGUUUUUAAAACAGCAGCGCAGCUCUCAGGGAUGACUCUGUGAGGCUGGGAGGAUCAUAGCUGGGGGAGGCCUCAGUGAGGCUGAGCGUGGGAGCGGAGCUGCCAGUCCUGCCUGAAAACGCGAAAUGAGUCUUGCUUGGUUCUCCCUCCACUGGGCGUGAGGCCCCCUGCCCAGGAGGCCGCAGGACAAAUGGCCCCAUAGCGGAAACUGGGAAGCUUUUAGGCAUCUGAUCAGAGCAGGAGCCAGCCGGGGCACCGCAGUGCCGGACAGGCCAACCAACUCAAACGUUAAGACAUGAAAUCACCAAAGAGAACCACUUUGUGCUUCAUGUUUAUUGUGAUUUAUUCUUCCAAAGCUACACUGAACUGGAAUUUAGAGUCUACUAUUCAUCCUUUGAGUCUUCAUGAAUAUGAACCAGCUGGUGAAGAGGCACUGAGGCAAAAACGAGCCGUUGCCACGAAAAGUCCUACAGCUGAAGAAUACUCUGUUAAUAUUGAGAUCAGUUUUGAAAAUGCAUCCUUCCUGGAUCCUAUCAAAGCCUACUUGAACAGCCUCAGUUUUCCAAUUCAUGGGAAUAACACUGACCAAAUUUUGAGCAUAAAUGUGACAACAGUCUGCAGACCCGCUGGGAAUGAAAUCUGGUGCUCCUGCGAGACAGGCUAUGGGUGGCCUCGGGAAAGUUGCCUUCACAGUCUCACUUGUCAAGAGCAUGACGUCUUCCUCCCAGGGCAUCAUUGUAGUUGCCUUAAAGAACUGCCUACCAAGGGACCUUUUUGCCUGCUUCAGGAAGAUGUUACCCUGAACAUGAGAGUCAGACUAAAUGUAGGCUUUCAAGAAGACCUCAUGAACACUUCCUCUGCCCUCUAUAGGUCCUACAAGACCGACUUGGAAACAGCGUUCCGGAAGGGUUACGGAAUUUUACCAGGUUUCAAGGGCGUGACUGUGACAGGGUUCAAGUCUGGAAGUGUGGUUGUGACAUAUGAAGUCAAGACUACAGCACCAUCACUUGAGUUAAUACAUAAAGCCAAUGAACAAGUUGUACAGAACCUCAAUCAGACCUACAAAAUGGACUACAACUCCUUUCAAGCACUUACUAGCAAUGAAACUAAGUUCUCUGUCACACCAGAAAUCAUCUUUGAAGGGGACACAGUCAGUCUGGUGUGUGAAAACGAACUUUUGUCCUCCAAUGUGUCUUGGCGCUAUGAAGAACAGCAGUUGGAAAUCCAGAACAGCAGUAAAUUCUCAAUUUACACUGCUGUGUUCAACAACAUGACUUCGGUGUCCAAGCUCACCAUCCGCAACAUCACUCCAGGUGAUGCAGGUGAAUAUGUUUGCAAACUGAUACUAGACAUUUUUGAAUAUGAGGGCAAGAAGAAAAUAGAUGUUAUGCCCAUCCAAAUUUUGGCAAAUGAAGAAAUGAAGGUGAUGUGUGACAACAAUCCUGUAUCUUUGAACUGCUGCAGUCAGAGUAAUGUUAAUUGGAGCAAAGUAGAAUGGAAGCAGGAAGGAAAAAUAAGUAUUCCAGGAACCCCUGAGACAGACAUAGAUUCUAGCUGCAGCAGAUACACCCUCAAGGCUGAUGGAACCCAGUGCCCAAGCGGGUCUUCUGGAACAACAGUCGUCUACACUUGCGAGUUCAUCAGUGCCUACGGAGCCAGAGGCAGUGCAAACAUAAAAGUGACAUUCAACUCUGUGGCCAAUCUAACAAUGACCCCGGACACAAUUUCUGUUUCUGAGGGACAAAACUUUUCUAUAAAAUGCAUCAGUGAUGUGAGUAACUAUGAUGAGGUUUAUUGGAAUACUUCUGCUGGAAUUAAAAUAUACCAAAGAUUUUAUACCACGAGGAGGUAUCCUGACGGAGCAGAAUCAGUACUGACAGUCAAGACCUCGACCAGGGAGUGGAAUGGAACCUAUCACUGCGUAUUUAGAUAUAAGAAUUCAUACAGUAUUGCAACCAAAGACGUCGUUGUUCACCCGCUGCCUCUAGAGUUGAACAUCAUGGUUGAUCCUUUGGAAGCUACAGUUUUAUGCAGUGGUUCCCAUCACAUCAAGUGCUGCAUAGAGGAGGAUGGAGACUACAAAGUUACUUUCCAUAUGGGUUCCUUGUCCCUUCCUGCUGAAAAAGAAGUUAACAAAAAACAAGUGUGCUACAAACACAAUUUCAGCGCAAACUCAGUUUCCUGGUGUUCAAAAACUGUUGAUGUGUAUUGUCACUUUACCAAUGCUGCUAAUAAUUCAGUCUGGAGCCCAUCUAUGAAGCUGAAUCUGGUUCCUGGGGAAAACAUCACAUGCCAAGAUCCCAUAAUAGGUGUCGGAGAGCCCGGGAAAGUCAUCCAGAAGCUAUGCCGGUUCUCGAACAUUCCCAGCAGCCCUGACAGUCCUGUUGGUGGGAUCAUCACUUACAAAUGUGUAGGCUCCCAGUGGGAGGAGAAGAGAAAUGACUGCAUCUUUGCCCCAGUAAACAGUCUGCUCCAGAUGGCUAAGGCUUUGAUCAAGAGCCCCUCUCAGGAUGAGAAGCUCCCUACAUACCUGAAGGAUCUUUCUAUUAGCAUAGACAAAGCGGAACAUGAAAUCAGCUCUUCUCCUGGGAGUCUGGGAGCCAUUAUUAACAUCCUUGAUCUGCUCUCAACAGUUCCAACCGAAGUAAAUUCAGAAACGAUGAUGCACGUGCUCUCUACGGUUAAUGUCAUCCUUGGCAAGCCUGUCUUGAACACCUGGAAGGUUUUACAACAGCGAUGGACCAAUCAGAGUUCACAGCUACUACAUUCAGUGGAAAGAUUUUCCCAAGCAUUACAGUCAGGAGAUAGCCCUCGUUUGUCCUUCUCCCGAACUAAUGUGCAGAUGAGCAGCAUGGUGAUCAAGUCCAGCCACCCAAAAACCUAUCAACAGAGGUUUGUUUUCCCACACUUUGACCUCUGGGGCAAUGUGGUCAUUGACAAGAGCUAUCUAGAAAAGUUGCAGUCGGAUUCAUCUAUUGUCACCAUGGCUUUCCCAACUCUCCAAGCCAUCCUUGCCCAGGAUAUCCAGGAAAAUAAUUUUGCAGAUAGCUUAGUGAUGACGACCACUGUCAACCACAAUAUGACUAUGCCAUUCAGGAUUUCAAUGACUUUUAAGAACAACAGCCCUUCAGGUGGCGAAACACAGUGUGUCUUCUGGAACUUCCGGCUUGCCGACAACACAGGAGGGUGGGACAGCAAUGGGUGCUAUGUUGAAGAAGGUGAUGGGGACAAUGUCACCUGUAUCUGUGACCACCUAACGUCAUUCUCCAUCCUCAUGUCUCCUGACUCCCCAGACCCUAGUUCUCUCCUGGGAAUACUACUGGAUAUUAUUUCUUAUGUCGGGGUGGGCUUUUCCAUCUUGAGCUUGGCGGCCUGUCUAGUUGUGGAAGCUGUGGUGUGGAAGUCAGUGACCAAGAACCGGACUUCCUAUAUGCGCCACACCUGCAUAGUGAAUAUUGCUGCCUCCCUUCUGAUAGCCAACACCUGGUUCAUUGUGGUCGCUGCCAUCCAGGACAAUCACUACAUACUCUGCAAGACAGCCUGUGUGGCUGCCACCUUCUUCAUCCACUUCUUCUACCUCAGUGUCUUCUUCUGGAUGCUGACACUGGGCCUCAUGCUGUUCUAUCGCCUGGUUUUCAUUCUGCACGAAACAAGCAGGUCCACUCAGAAAGCCAUUGCCUUCUGUCUUGGCUAUGGUUGCCCGCUUGCCAUCUCAGUCAUCACGCUGGGAGCCACCCAGCCCCGAGAAGUCUACACAAGGAAGAAUGUCUGUUGGCUCAACUGGGAGGACACCAAGGCCCUGCUGGCUUUUGCCAUCCCAGCACUAAUCAUUGUGGUGGUGAACAUAACCAUCACUAUUGUGGUCAUCACCAAGAUCCUGAGGCCUUCCAUUGGAGACAAGCCAUGCAAGCAGGAGAAGAGCAGCCUGUUUCAGAUCAGCAAGAGCAUUGGGGUCCUCACGCCACUCUUGGGCCUUACUUGGGGUUUUGGUCUCACCACUGUGUUCCCAGGGACCAACCUUGUGUUCCAUAUCAUAUUUGCCAUCCUCAAUGUCUUCCAGGGAUUAUUCAUUUUACUCUUUGGAUGCCUCUGGGAUCUGAAGGUACAGGAAGCUUUGCUGAAUAAGUUUUCAUUGUCACGAUGGUCUUCACAGCACUCAAAGUCAACAUCCUUGGGUUCAUCCACACCUGUGUUUUCUAUGAGUUCUCCAAUAUCAAGGAGAUUUAACAAUUUGUUUGGUAAAACAGGAACAUAUAAUGUUUCCACCCCAGAAGCAACCAGCUCAUCCCUGGAAAACUCAUCCAGUGCUUAUUCGUUGCUCAACUAAAAACAGGAUAAUCCAACCUACGUGACCUCCUGGGGACAGUGGAUGUGCUUUUAAAAAGAGAUCCUUGCAAAGCAAUGGGGAACGUGUUCUUGGGGCAGGUUUCCAGGAGCAGAUGCCAAAAAGACUUUUUCAGAGAGAAGAGGCUUUGUUUUGUAAAGACAGACCAAAAGUAAUUGUUAUGUUUAUGUUUGUUCCCUCCACCUCCCCCUUGUGUGAUAGCACAUGUGUAUAGUAUUUAAGUGAAACUCAAGCCCCCCAAGGCCCAACUUCUCUGUCUAUAUUGUAAUAUAGAAUUUCAAAGAGACAUUUUCACUUUUUACACAUUGGGCACAGAGAUAAGCUUUGAUGAACAUAGUAAGUAAAAGGCUACCUAGAAAAUACUUCAGUGAAUUCUAAGAAGGAAGGAAGGAAGAAAGGAAGGAAGGAAGGGAGGGAAAGAGGGAGAAAGGGAAAAAGAAGAAAAAGAGAAAGAUGAAAAUAGGAACAAAUAAAGACAACAUUAAGGGCCACAUUUUAAGAUUUCCAUGUUAAUGAUCUAAUAUAAUCACUCAGAUAGUGCAACAUUGAGAAUUUUUUUUAAUGGCUCAAAAAUGGAAACUGAAAGUCAGCCACAGGGAAUGAAUGCUUUGGGCAGUGUCUUCCUGAUGUCUUCUUAGCUAAGAGGAGGGAAAAAAGGCUGAAAAAAUAGGGAGGAAAUUCCUUCAUCAGAACCACUUCGAGUGGAUAAUAAUAUUUAUAAGAAAUGAAUGGAAGGAAAUAUGAUUCUCCUGAGGCUAAACACAUGCAUAUAUACUUUAUAUGUUAAGGUUUGAACUAAGUGAAUGUAUCUGCAGAGGAAGUAUUAUAAAGAUACGUCAUUAGAUCCAAGUGCAGAUUAAAUUUUUAUAGUUUAUCAGAAAAGCCUUAUAUAUUUGUUCCACAUUUUGAAAGCAAAAAAUAUAUUUUUUAUAUACCCUUCAAUUACCAAAUUUGAUAUAUUGCACUGAAGACAGACCCUGUCAUAUAUUUAAUGGCUUUAAGCAGGUACUUCUCUGUGCAGUAUAGAUUUUAAUAAUCGUAUAGCAUUGUACAUUAUUAUUGUUGUUGUCACUGUUAUUGUUACUGUGGAUAAUGGCCCUUGGUGUGUUGUAGAGCUCCUUAUGUAUUCUCUGUUUCCAUCUUUAAGUUCCCAGACCAAUAUACAUUAAGACCUUUGCAUGGUCUAAGUUGUGUUUAUUCCAACCACUUAGAAAGCUCCUGGAAAGAAAUUUUACAUUUGGCUGUUCUGUGCUCCUAAUGACACUUGACCUUGUUGAACAAAUGGCAGAACCUUUUCCAAGGAUUUGAUUGUGAAUUAUCUGCAUGUGUGCUUUUUGUGUGUGUGUGUGUAUGUAUUUCAUUAAAAAAUAUAAAUAUUUAUGAAAAUAGCA
This is a messenger RNA of Chlorocebus sabaeus (green monkey), 6107 nucleotides long. RefSeq names its product adhesion G protein-coupled receptor F5 (gene ADGRF5). NCBI's taxonomy places the organism in Eukaryota, Metazoa, Chordata, Mammalia, Primates, Cercopithecidae. Gene Ontology annotation, cellular component: membrane; cytoplasmic vesicle. Gene Ontology annotation, molecular function: G protein-coupled receptor activity. The record is from RefSeq and is a predicted model, not a curated record. Gene Ontology annotation, biological process: adenylate cyclase-activating G protein-coupled receptor signaling pathway; regulation of lipid metabolic process; fat cell differentiation.